AUGGCAAAGCGUGGUGAACAGAGCCAUGCGUGUGAGCAGAUGCUCGGGUUUGUCACAGAGGCUUUCAAAGAAGCUUCGAAUCUGCAGAAACGAAUCGAGCAGAGAAGAAGCGAACUCGACAAACACAAGUCUCAGCUCCUCCUGAGGUCGCUCAAGGAGCGGGGAAUCAAGAUUGAAAAAGAGACUUCUUCUGCCAUCAAGCCAAGCAACAUCGUCAAGCUCAACGUGGGAGGAACGAAGAUAGACGUAAAGAGAAGCACCAUCACUCGCUUCUCCUCCAAACUCAAGUGGAUGCUGAGCGGUCGCUGGGAUCACAUCUACAAGCUCGACAAUGAAGGACGGAUUUUCCUCGACUAUGAUGCUGGCUGGUUCGACCCUAUCAUCAACCACCUGCGGGAGCUCACAAUGCAGGACCCGACCAUCCCCAUACGGCAGCCGAAAGCCAGUCAUGGCGAUCAGUUCGGAUUCCGGCAGCUGCAGAAGCAUCUUGGCUUGGAGAAGCUGUUCUCGAGUGAAGGCGAGGUGGAGGCGGGAGUGAUGAAGCCUUGGAUGCAGGCCGUCUUGGCAGGAACCAUCGUGACGACAUUGGAAGCAGACGGCAGAGACUGUGAGUUCCGCCUCCUCCAUCGUGGAAGCCGCGAUGGGUUCGAAUGCUCGAAGGUGCAGAGCAAGAGCGCAGGUGUGGUCAACAGCAUCACCAUCGUACGUGACACGGAAGGGAACGUGUUUGGGGCCUUUGUGGACGUGGGGAGAAGCUUUCACGAGCAAUACAUUGAGUCCAGCAAGGCGUUUCUGUUCCACUUGUCCAGCAGAGGCUCACAAGACCCGAAGCUCUACAAGGUCUAUCCCGUCAAGGCCGACCAGAAGCACACAGCGGUGCGAGGAGUCCGAGCUUGCUGUGCCGUGCUGGGAGCUGGGCCGGAUCUGAGCAUAUCGAACGCAUGCAACGCCAACAACGAGAGCUCUUGCCACCUGGGCACAACGUACGAGAACUAUGGGAGCCCUCACGCUCUCACCAACGGUCGCGUCAACUUCCAGGUGGCUGAGCUGGAAGUCUGGCAAGUCAAGCUGGAGCUGGUCGGAGCCGAGGGUGUCAAAGACGCGAACCGCCGAGUGCCGACCAAGUCCGCCUCGCUCUUAUCGGAGCUGACGCGAAGGGUCAAGGACAUCGACAGCUGCGUGCAGGAGCUGCUGGGGGAGGGGGUGAGACUGCAGCAGGAGGAGGAGAACUUGAUCGAGGACGGGAGAGAUCUCGACGACGAGAUGGAGUACAUGGAGAAGAUGGAAGAGAAGCACAAGGCACAGGAGAUCAUCUUCUUCAACGUCGGCGGGAGGAAGCAUUACACCACCAAACAGACUCUGUCGCUCAUCAAGGGUUCCAAGCUCUACAUGCAGUACGCGAGUGGUCAAGUGCAGGUGCCAGAGACUGACUUGGAUGACGACGGAGACAUCUUCCUUGACAUCAACCCCUACUGCUUCGGCAAGAUCCUUUCCCAGCUGCGGCUUAGACGCCUGUACGAGGACCUGCCGGACAAGGAGCAGGACGAGAUCAACAUCGGCAUCGUCGUGGACCCCCAGUACUUGGAGUCGUUCGAUCGCAUGUUGAACUUCUACCAGGUCGAGCAGUCCGACUUGGCCUGCUUCCGUUCCUCCAUCUUGCCAGCUCGAGAGCGAGUAACCAGAUUGCUCCAGCUGCUCCGACCCCACAUGCAGGAGAUCCCUUGCCGAUACGCCUCCCUCCUCUUCCGCGGCAGCCGCGAUGGUUUCACGAGGGGCCAGCUGCAGACCAAGUGGAACAAUACGAGCAACAAGCUGCUGUUGGUCAAGGACUCCAACAACAACAUCUUCGGGGGCUUCGUCGACUCGAAGAACAACAACGCUUCCUCUAGCAGAGCCUUCCUCUUCAGCCUCGAGCUCACUGCUGACAUCCAUCAAGACUCUCUCACUGUCUGCAGGCUGAUCGGAGCCAUUCCCGACGGCUGCGCCUUCAACUUUAACGUGGGCGGCUGCUUCGCCUUCGGUAGUAGGCCUGACCUGUUCCUGUCCGAGAACUGCAACCAGAACCAGCAGAGCUCCUGCAACCUCGGGCAGACGUUCAACGCUCACAACAACCCUCACCUCCUCACCAGUGGCUCUCUCAACUUCACCGUGAUGGAGAUGGAAGCCUGGGGCCUUCACUAG
Guillardia theta CCMP2712 is the source of this 2181-nucleotide messenger RNA. RefSeq lists its product as hypothetical. Gene Ontology annotation, biological process: protein homooligomerization. The record is from RefSeq and is a predicted model, not a curated record. NCBI's taxonomy places the organism in Eukaryota, Cryptophyceae, Pyrenomonadales, Geminigeraceae. The transcript has 4 exons. Bases 1 to 2181 code for a protein of 726 amino acids.